AUGCUGGACGUGAAGCCCCCCACUGCCGCUGCCGCCGUCGCCAAGGCGGCGGCUGGUGACUCGCCUUCCCCUGCUGCUACUCCUGCUCCUGUGCCGGUGGUGACCAACAGCAAUGGUACGCCGCAGAAGCCACCUCCUAUUCCAGUCGCCACCUUCGACAUGCCCAAGCCAAACCUUCGGGGUCUUAACAAGCCCCGAUGCAUCCAGUGUGGUAACGUCGCCCGCUCCCGGUGUCCGUUCCAGUGCUGCAAGAGCUGCUGCUACAAGGCCCAGAAUCCUUGCCACAUCCACGUUCUGAAGCAGACCGACACAUUGCCAGAUAAGCCAUCACCUGCUACUGCUCCUGCAACAGAACAGCCAUCUACCAAUUUACCUGCAACCAGUUCAGCAUCAAGGCUGGCUGCCCUGCAAAAGCUUCCCCAGCAUUUUCUGAAGUCUCUCCAAACAAAGAAGUCACUUACCAAAAAGGAUGUUGUGGGUAUAAACAAGUGGAGGUUUAUGAAGCUAAAGGAACACAUGCAAGGAGAUAUCGAUGCUGAAAAUGAAGCAUAUGAGAGGUAUACACAGAAUGUUGGGUUACUGGAGGAAACAUUCUAUCCCAUGGAAGAUGCUGAUGUUGAGCCAGAAGCUGAAGCAACUUCUUCAGAAGAAGAAAGGACGGACUUGUUGGUUUCAGAGGCAAAGGUGAGGUUGAAGUCGGAUAACGAAACUGCUGAUAGCUUCAAGGAGAGGGUUGCCACCAUCUUGGACCAGAAGCUGAAGAAACUGCUUGAGAGUCAAAGCGCCAAUGAGGAUGACAAACCAUCUGAUCCAAAUGAGGAUGAUCAUCCAAGCCCAAUGAAGUUCAGCACAAAGAAGAAGAUGGAGAGAACCGCGAAACUGAACGAGCUGCUUGGUAAGCUGACAAGAGCGCGGAGCGAGGACGAUCUGAAGCCUUGCCGUGAUCUUGUUGAGCAGCCAAGCAUGUCAACGUCCGAAGCUGCAGCUGCUGCUGGUACUGAGGCAGCGGCUCCAGAAGUCAAUGAGGUUGACAACCACCUAAAGAGGAAAUCAUCUGAUAUAGGCUGGGAGUGGGGGCGUCUCUGUGAUCCCAAUGACAAGAACAGAGUCAAGUGUCUUUUUUGUGGCCAAGAGAGCACAGCAGGAAUUUAUCGCCUUAAGCAGCAUCUUGCUCAUGUUGGCACAUCUAUUGUGAAGUGCUCAAAAGUGAGUGAGGAAGUGAAGCAAAAGUGCAAGAGGAAUCUUGAUGAAACAGCAAAGAAGAAAAGAGAUAAGCAGCAGCAUGACAAAGAGGUUAGGGAGAAUGUGCAGCUUUCAACAGCUGAACAGGAAGUGGUAGAAGUUGAGUCACUUGUUGGAAGCUCAAAUACGCCUCGCAAGCUAGGACCCUUGGACAAAUUUGCAAGACCGAUUGAUCCCAACUUAAGCAAUGCUGAAGCUAAGAGGCAACAAAACAUAAAUGAUGCACUUUGGAAAGAGAGAACACACAAAGUGCUGCAAUAUGUUGCUAGAUGGGUGUAUACACAUGCUAUUCCAUUCAAUGCCUGUGAUAAUGAUGAGUUUAGGGAAAUGGUUGAAGCUAUUGGGCAAUUUGGUCCUGGUUUCCACCCUCCAACUCAGUAUGAUCUUCGGGGGAAAUUAUUGGAAGAGGAGCAUGCAAGAACCAAGAGCUUGCUACAAGACCGUGAAGAUGAGAAGAUUAAGCAUGGCUGCUCCAUCAUGACUGAUGCUUGGACAGAUAUGAAGAGAAGAAGUAUUAUGAACCUGUGCACAAAUACUAGUGAGGGAACAACUUUUAUCAAGUCAAAGGAGAUGUCAGAUGUGUCACACACUAGUGAAGUUAUAUAUGAGCUGGUUGAUAAGGCAAUUGAGGAUGUUGGUGCUGAAAAUGUGGUGCAAAUUGUGACAGAUAAUGCUUCUAACAACAUGGGAGCAAAGGCAUUGCUGAGCCUUAAGAGACCAAACAUAUUUUGGACUUCUUGUGCAACUCAUACUGUCAAUUUGAUGCUGCAAGGUAUUGGCAACCUUCCAAAGUUAAAGAAAACAAUUGAUCUUGCGAAAUCAUUCACUAUCUUUGUCUAUGGUCACCACCGAACUUUGGCAUGCUUAAGGUCCUUCACCUUGAAGAGAGAAAUCAUUAGGCCAGGGGUAACUAGAUUUGCUACAACCUAUCUUACAUUGCAAAGUAUGAUGGAAAAGAAAGAUUGUCUGAGAAAGAUGGUGGUUGAUUCAAAGUGGUAUGACUUACCUGAUGUGAAGUCCAAGAAGGGCAAGGAUGCUACAGCUACGGUGUUGAACAUUAAUUUUUGGAGAGAUGUGUCCCUUUGUUUGAAGGUCUUUGAGCCCUUGGUGAAAGUGCUACGCUUAUUUGAUGGGGAUGUGAAGCCAUCUAUGGGUUAUGUGUACGGAGAACUUCUCAAGGCAAAGAGGGAGAUAAAGGAGGCAUUUGGAAAUGUGGAAAAGAACUACAAAGAAGUCAUGGCUAUUGUUGACAAGAAAAUGAAGGGUAGGCUUGAUUCUCCAACUCAUGUGGCUGCAUAUAUGCUGAAUUCCUACUACAGUUAUAGCAAUGUAGCAAUAUUCUCUGAUCCAACUGUGGUUGAAAAAUUCAUGCAAUGUGUGGAAACCUUUUAUUAUGGUGAUGAUGAUAAGGAAUAUAGGACUGUUAAUGAGGACUUGGAGAAAUUCCAAAAGAGACAAGGAAACUUCUCAAAAAAGAUGGCAAAGAGCUGUGAACGCUUUGAGUUCAAUCCGGCAUCUUGGUGGAGGUUUUAUGGAGGUGGAACACCAGAUUUGCAAAGAAUGGCUAUUAGAAUCCUCUCACUGACUUCUAGCGCUUCUGGAUGUGAAAGGAAUUGGAGCACUUUUGAACAGCAUCAUACAAAGAGAAGGAAUAGGUUGACAACAGAGCGUCUCAACUCUCUAGUAUUCAUCCAAUUCAAUAAUAAAUUGAUGUCCAAGAAGGAGAAGAUCGCUAGAAAGAGUAACUAUGAAGUGCUUCUAAGUAAUGAUGCUUCUGAAGCUCAAGGAUUCUUCUUUGACGGCGGGGAUGAUCAUGCAUUGGUUGUGUUUAGAGAUGAGGAAGAUGAGGGAGAAAUGCCGGGUACCGGGAUACCAUGGAGUGUCCUUGGAGAAGCAAUGGGAACUAAUGAACAGCUCCAACCUCAUAGGAGUGCAAGAGUGGCUAGAGAGGUGGAUGAAGAGUGGGAAUCUGAAUUGGAUGAUCCUAAUUAUCAAGAUGACAUUGACUAUGAAGAUGAGGAGGAUGAAGAAGCAAUUCUAAACUCCACCACAUUUGCGGAGUAA
Molecule: messenger RNA, 3306 nt
Organism: Miscanthus lutarioriparius
Lineage: Eukaryota; Viridiplantae; Streptophyta; Magnoliopsida; Poales; Poaceae
Source: the annotation of a GenBank genome assembly